Plodia interpunctella (Indianmeal moth) is the source of this 1450-nucleotide messenger RNA. RefSeq names its product congested-like trachea (gene colt). The coding region runs from base 143 to 1039 and encodes 298 amino acids. Gene Ontology annotation, cellular component: mitochondrial envelope. The transcript has a single exon. Lineage: Eukaryota; Metazoa; Arthropoda; Insecta; Lepidoptera; Pyralidae. Gene Ontology annotation, biological process: carnitine transmembrane transport; mitochondrial transport. The record is from RefSeq and is a predicted model, not a curated record. Gene Ontology annotation, molecular function: O-acyl-L-carnitine transmembrane transporter activity.
AUAAUGUCAAAUUACUAUCAAUUUGAGCAACAGCUGCAGCCAAAGCAAAGCAGUGGUUUGGUCAUUUCGUUUUAGAAAGUAGAUUUUAAGCUCAGUUUUUUUGUAAUUUUAUAAUACAUACUUGACAAAAAAACUUGCCAUAAUGUCGGAAAAUAGUAGUCCUUUCAAAUAUUUCAUCAGUGGCGGAUUUGGUGGUGUGUGUACAGUUCUCGCAGGGCAUCCCAUGGACACCAUAAAAGUUAGAUUGCAAACUAUGCCACUUCCCGCACCAGGGGAGACCCCCUUGUACACUGGUACUUGGGAUUGUUGUAAAAAGACGAUCCAAAAGGAGGGUUUUCGCGGUUUAUACAAGGGUAUGUCUGCGCCACUAACUGGAGUUGCGCCAAUUUUUGCAAUUAGUUUCUUCGGUUUUGGUCUCGGUAAAAAAUUAAUUAAAGGUGAUAGCGAGGCCCCGUUGACGAAGACUGAACUAUUUGCGGCGGGCGCUUUUUCUGGGAUCUUCACUACGUCCAUCAUGGCUCCAGGAGAACGCAUAAAAUGUCUGCUGCAAAUUCAACAAGGCGGUGGUGCACCUCAGAAAUACAAUGGCAUGGUCGAUUGUGCCAGGCAGCUAUAUGCAGAGGGUGGAAUAAGAAGUAUAUACAAAGGCAGUGUGGCCACCAUAUUGAGAGAUGUGCCAGCCAGCGGGAUGUACUUCAUGACUUAUGAAUUGGUAAAAGAAGUUCUUGUUCCUCAAGAUGCUUCUAACAAGGUUAAAAUGUUUGCUACAAUGGUGGCAGGAGGGUGUGCUGGUAUAGCUAACUGGCUGGUGGGCAUGCCGGCUGAUGUUUUAAAGAGUAGAUUGCAGACUGCACCUGAAGGGACAUACCCCAAUGGAAUGAGAGAUGUGUUCAAGCAAUUGCUAGAGAAGGAAGGUCCAAUUGCAUUGUACAAAGGUGUCACUCCAGUGAUGAUUCGGGCUUUCCCAGCCAAUGCAGCUUGUUUUGCAGGCUUCGAACUUGCUGUGAGUGUCCUGAACUGGAUUGCUCCAGGACUUUGAUAUAUUUAGCAGUUUGUAUAGAAAUAUUCAUAUUGUCAGUAUGUUUAAGUGUAAAUUUAGAUAGUCAAAAGAUUAUAUCUGUUGAUUGUCAAUUGCUACUUUAAUCAACAAUUUUUUUAAAUAUUUUUUCCAUAUACAUGACAAUUUAGAUUUUAUAAUAUUUUAAAACGAAGCGCAAAUCAAAGUACUUUGCUAUGUACAUAAACAUAUUUUAUCAUAGAAUGACUAGCUUCUCAAAGAACAUAUAAUUUUAGUUGUGUAGAGGAGGGCAAGGAGAUGACGGAACAAGAACAAUACUGUUAACAUCCUGAAUCACAUAUAAACAGUUAUUUGUUAAAUAAUUGUGAUAAUAUUAAAUACAGGAAUGAUAGUGUUGUAAUAAUGCAAAAGUAUUAAAUAAUAUAUUUUGUC